Molecule: messenger RNA, 4933 nt
Organism: Diatraea saccharalis (sugarcane borer)
Lineage: Eukaryota; Metazoa; Arthropoda; Insecta; Lepidoptera; Crambidae
Source: the annotation of a GenBank genome assembly
CUUACUAUGACCAUGACCUUAAACCUUUGACAUAAUAGCAACAUCAUCUUUGUGAAUAAAACCUGUUUUCCACACGGUAUGGUCCACCAAAUAAUAUUCUUGAAGUGGGUACAACUUGUUGAUACCCACUGAAAUCUGUUAACUUUAUAAAACUUGCUAAAGUCAUCCUCAUAACUUUAUUUAUAAAAAAAAACUCAUUGAAAUAAAUAUUUUGAGAAUCAAAUAUUAAGAGAGGAUUUUUCAUAUUAAUCUGUUUGUUUUGCUGAUCUUGCAUUUAAGUUAAAAUAUCUGAUAUUACAUAUAAAAUAAUAUGUUUUUAUCAAAAAAACUCUAUGUUAUUAAUAUUCAAAAUGAAAUAUGAGAGUAAUACCACAAAAAUAUUAAGUUUUAUAAUCAUACUAUUAAAAUUUUAAAUAUUUAAUUAUUAUUUUAGGUCAGUAACUUAACAUGGAACACAGAGAAUCCAGAACUAACGCCAUGUGUUCAGAAAACAGUUCUUGUUUGGAUACCAUGCAUUUACCUUUGGGUGGCAGCCUUUCUCGACCUCUACUACAUAUUGCACAGCAAAGAGAAAAAUAUACCAUGGAAUAUGUUGAAUAUUACCAAAUUAGUUGUCAACUGUCUCUUAAUAGUGGUUAAAUUUGUGGAUUUAGGUGUAACAGUACAUAAUUCCUCCCAGAAAGACAAGGUUGUGUCUAAUGCAGAUUAUUAUAGUCCCAUUAUAAAAAUAUUAACUUUUGGUUUAUCAGCAACGUUACUUUAUUACAAUAGAAAAUAUGGCAUGAGGGCAUCAGGGGUGCUGUUCUUCUUUUGGUUACUUUUAAUUCUGGCAGGACUACCGCAACUCAGAACUGAAAUAGUCCAACAUUAUGAGAAAGCGGAUGACGAGAAUGUCCAAUAUAAUUUCGUUAGUUAUAUGGUUUAUUAUCCAUUGAUCGCUUUAAUGUUUAUAUUGAAUUGUUUCGCCGAUUUGCCGCCUAAAGACACGCCUUAUAAGUACGAAAAGAACCAAUGCCCAGAGAAUGCGUCGGGAUUUCCUAGCAGGCUAACGUUCAGUUGGUUCGACCCUCUCGCUUUAACGGGCUUUCGACGUGACUUGACCGAAAAUGACCUUUGGGCCCUGAACCCUCAGGAUUCCUCUAAAGAAGUAGUGCCUAGAUUCGACAAAUUUUGGGAGAGAUCACUCAAAAAACGAGCAAAUUCCAGUGGUGCUAAAGCGACUUACAGCAAAACUUCAGCCAGUGUUAACUUCAAGCCGGAAAAUGAGCGGAAGCCCGCCUCUAUAUUACCGGCGUUAUGCCUCGCGUUCGGGGGGCAAUUCUUGUUCGGUGCUCUCCUGAAACUGUUUAAUGACACCUUGAUGUUUCUUUCGCCGCAGCUUCUAAAACUUCUUAUAAAUUUUGUACAAAGCAAAGAGCCUUUAUGGAAAGGGCACUUGUACGCAGUCGCUUUGUUGGCCUGUGCUACUGUUCAGACCAUGCUGUUGGCGCAUUAUUUCACUAGAAUGUACUUAGUGGGCAUGAGAAUAAGGACCGCUCUCACAAGCGCCAUCUAUAGGAAAUCCCUGCGUAUGUCAAACGCAGCUAGAAAGGAAUCCACGGUCGGUGAAAUCGUCAACUUGAUGUCAGUGGAUGCACAAAGAUUUCUCGAAUUGACGGCAUAUUUGAACAUGAUAUGGUCGGCACCGCUCCAAAUAGCUUUGGCUCUCUACUUUCUGUGGGGCAUUUUAGGCCCAUCCGUACUCGCCGGCCUUGCUGUCAUGAUAAUACUCAUUCCCGUCAACGGUCUCAUCGCUAACAGAGUUAAAACACUGCAGAUCAAACAAAUGAAAUAUAAAGACGAAAGGGUUAAACUUAUGAACGAAGUACUUAAUGGAAUUAAGGUUCUUAAAAUGUACGCAUGGGAGCCUAGUUUUGAAGAUCAAGUUCUGAAGAUAAGAAAUAAAGAAAUGCAUGUCUUAAAGCAAACAGCUUACCUCAAUUCGGCCACUUCAUUUAUUUGGUCCUGUGCACCUUUCUUGGUGUCCCUGAUGUCAUUCGGAUGCUUUGUAUUGGUAAACGAUACAAAAGUGUUGGACGCUAAGACGGCUUUCGUAGCGUUGUCUCUUUUCAACAUACUACGUUUCCCACUCUCAAUGCUGCCUAAUGUUAUAUCGAACGUAGUACAAACUUCAGUUGGUAUAAAGAGAUUGAAUAAAUUUAUGAAUUGUGAAGAACUGGACGAAAAUGCUGUGGAACACGACCUUAAAGAACCAAAUCCGCUAGUAAUCGAGAAUGGUCAUUUCUCUUGGGGUGAGAAGGAUUCGGAGCCCGUUUUGAAGAAUAUCAACUUGCAUGUACCUCGAGGGUCACUGGUAGCUGUGGUCGGCGCAGUGGGUUCAGGGAAGAGUUCUCUGCUCUCCGCUCUCUUAGGCGAGAUGAAUAAAGUAUCCGGCCGUAUCAACACCACAGGUGAAAUCGCCUAUGUGCCACAGCAAGCGUGGAUCCAGAAUGCCACAUUGCAAGAUAACAUAUUGUUCGGUAAAGAAUUGGACAAGCAGCGGUACAACAAUGUGAUUAACGUCUGCGCCUUGAAACCUGACUUUGAAGUCUUGCCUGGGGGCGAUCAGACUGAGAUUGGCGAAAAAGGUAUCAACUUAUCUGGUGGUCAAAAACAGCGAGUGUCACUUGCUAGAGCGGUGUACUUUGACGCCGACAAUUACUUCUUGGAUGACCCGCUCAGUGCUGUGGACUCGCAUGUUGGAAAACACAUUUUUGAGAAGGUGAUCGGCCCCAAUGGACUACUCAAGUCGAAAACACGCGUUUGGGUGACGCAUAGCGUGUCUUAUUUAGCACAAACGGACCUCGUACUCGUGUUGCGUGACGGCGAAAUAUCCGAAGCUGGUACUUAUCAGCAGUUGUUGGAGAAAAAGGGAGCAUUCGCUGAAUUUCUAUUGCACCAUCUCAGUGACGCCGAGAGGACUUCUCCUGAAGAAUUGGACGCAAUCAAAGAACAGCUCGAGACAAAACUUGGCACUGAAUUCCAAACAAAAUUACAGAGAGCGAGAUCAUUAUCAGAAAGUAAUUCGGAAACUGAACCGGCUAGUUCAGGUGACAGGGCGGGUAGUGUUAAAAGAAAAACACCAGAAGCCACGCCCAAUGAACUCAAAGAGAAAUCCAAACUUAUUGAAACGGAGAAAACGGAAACUGGAAGUGUGAAAUGGAGUGUAUACAAGCAUUACUUGAUGAGUGUGGGUGUACUGGCGUCCGUGGUAACUGUGCUGAUGAAUUUGAUACUGCAAGUCUUCCAGGUCGGCUCUAACUACUGGCUAGCGGAAUGGUCUAACGACCAAUCUAUGAUGGUUAACGGCACUGUGGAUAGAGCUCGACGGGAUCUCUAUCUCGGCGUUUACGGCGGUUUGGGUAUCGGACAAGUGGUAUCGGUGUCGGUGUCGUCGCUGGCGCUGUAUCUGGGCGCGCUGGCGGCGGCGCGAGCGCUGCACGCGGCGCUGCUGGCCGGUGUGCUGCGCGCGCCCACCAUCGGCUUCUUCGACUGCACGCCCGUCGGACGAGUGCUCAACCGGUUCAGCAAGGACGUGGACGUGCUCGACAAUGUCCUCCCGAUGACGCUGCGCGGCUGGACUUCCUGCUUCUUUGCGGUACUCGGGACGUUGUUCGUGAUAAGUCUGUCGACUCCAAUCUUCUUGGCGGUAAUUUUGCCCAUUGGUGUCGUGUACUACGUCAUCCAGAGGUUUUACGUGGCGACAUCGCGACAACUGAAGCGAUUAGAGUCGGUCUCUAGGUCACCGAUAUAUUCUCACUUUGGAGAGAGUAUUACUGGAGCGUCCACUAUCAGAGCAUAUGGUGUUACUCAAAGGUUCGUUGAAGAAUCUGAACGUGGUGUUGAUCACAAUCAGACGUGUUACUAUCCCAGUUGUAUCGCGAAUCGAUGGCUGGCAGUCCGCUUGGAGAUGAUCGGGAACCUGAUAAUUUUCUUUUCGGCUUUGUUUGCCGUACUGAACCGGGACACCAUUAACCCUGGCCUCGUCGGACUCUCCGUCAGUUAUGCCUUACAGAUAACACAGACACUAAAUUGGUUAGUAAGAAUGACUUCGGAGGUUGAAACGAAUAUAGUAGCAGUUGAGAGAAUAAAGGAAUACGCUGAGACACAACAGGAGGCGCAAUGGAAUCUACCGAACGGUCCGGGCUCUACUUGGCCGGAGACGGGCGCGCUCCAACUGGAGCAGUUAACGCUCGGUUACCGCACGGGUGAGCCGGCCCUCCGUGACAUUACGUGCACGGUCGCGCCGCGCGAUAAACUCGGCAUCGUCGGACGGACCGGCGCCGGCAAGUCUACCCUCACGCUCGGCCUGUUCAGGAUCGUCGAAGCGAUGGGUGGCAAGAUAUUGAUCGACGGGAUCGAUAUCGCGACAAUUGGACUUCACCAGUUGCGUUCGCGCAUCACCAUCAUCCCUCAGGACCCUGUAUUGUUCUCGGGCACGCUGCGAAUGAAUCUUGAUCCCUUCGAAGCGUACACAGACGAAGAGCUCUGGCGAUCGCUAGAGCAUGCACAUCUUAAGAACUUCGUCAAAGGGCUGCAAGCGGGUUUGAGGCACGAGAUAUCGGAAGGAGGCGAGAAUUUGUCUGUGGGACAGAGACAACUAGUAUGUCUCGCUCGCGCACUGCUUCGCAAGACUCCACUACUCGUGCUCGACGAAGCCACCGCCGCCGUCGAUCUCGAGACCGAUGAACUUAUACAGAAAACCAUCCGUUCCGAAUUCGCAUCGUGCACAGUACUUACUAUCGCUCACCGUUUGAACACAAUAAUGGACUCUACCCGAGUGAUGGUUCUGGAUAAGGGUCACCUGGUAGAGUACGCGCCACCAGAACAGCUGCUGCAAGACAAGAACAGCAUCUUUUACGGCAUGGCCAAGGACGCGGGCCUCGUCAACUAA